Messenger RNA from Microthlaspi erraticum, 1554 nucleotides. NCBI's taxonomy places the organism in Eukaryota, Viridiplantae, Streptophyta, Magnoliopsida, Brassicales, Brassicaceae. The record is from the annotation of a GenBank genome assembly.
AUGGGCGAAACUGUUUGUUUAGAUGGCGAAGAAGAUCUCACCAAGUUCUAUGGGUACCGCAGUUGUGCUACGAGGCAGAACCACGUCUUCUGGGACGUGGUGCAGUACCCAAUCCCUCCUGGUGCCAAUCUUAAAUCUGUUAAAGCUAAUAUCAGAGCAGCUCUCGAUCAGUUGGGACUUGAUAGUUGUGAGACUAUCACUGCGUAUGGUGACAGAAUGAGCCACAGCAAAGAUGAUCUGCGCAAUUCCCGCAUCUUACACUUACCACAAGGUGAAUUGGCUGUGGACCUUCUUUAUGGAGCACACACGUGGUCUCCACUAAAUAUUAUGGUAAUCCCAAGACCAGACACGAAAAGUGAGCUGCACAGGGUUCUCAAGUGUUUACAGUCGAGACAUCACAAUAUUCUCCUAGUAAACCCCGAUGCACCGUUUCUAUUUGAUCCUGUAUCUUGGGAGUCAAUAGUUGAAUGUACACAAGAUUUAGAUGGAGGAAAGCCUAUCAUUGGAGGGAGAAGAACCGGAGAUGAUACUCCUGUGAUCAAAGAUUUUCCCAGUCUCACCUUUCUGUUUGAUUCUGUGUCUGAAAGUCCUGGGAGGACGGCAUUCGUCUUCUGGGACGUGACCAAGUACUCAAAACCUACUGAAGCCAAUAUCCUAUCUGUUGGAACUAGUAUCAGAGAAGCUCUUCAACGGCUCGGCCAUCAUGGUUGUGUGGAAAUCCUGGCGUUUGGUGCUGACCAACUGGAGCAGGACCCCAGCGAACGUGACUUUUACAAAGAAGACAGAAUCAUACGCAUACCACAAGGGUUAUAUACAAAGGCUUUGGACCAUUUCGCAAAUUUGUCAAAUCCAGGACCUUUGAUGGUAAUCCCAACACCAGACCAAGAUGAUCCGCAGCACUGGCUUCUUAAUAGAUUUUUGGGGGAGAGACAUUUCGAUCUUCUCUCAGUAAAGCCGCCUGCUGAUGAGGGCUUGCCACAAGAUGCUCUAUUUCUUCAUUAUCCGGAUGAAAUACUUGGUUGUACAGAUGGUGUUUUUGAAGGAAAACAAAUCACGAGAGGGAGAAGAAAGAUGAAAGAUAUCCGUGUGAUCCAAGACUUCUCCAAGCCAAUCACAUUCGAGAAUAGGGCAACGCCAGGCGUGUUCGUGUUCUGGAACCUCGAGGAUUUCCCAUUCCCUACUACUGGUUGGACUCCUGAUGCGAUCUAUGAGAAAAUCGAUUCAGCAUUUCCUGGUGCUGGUUAUGAGUUGAGUAUAUGGGCUUAUGUUAAGGACGAGCAAGGGUCUUGGGGUGGGGAUUUCCUGACGAACAAGACUUGGGAGUCAAGUAUCUACUUCCUUCCCGGAGGAGGGGAUAAAUCCGCGAUACGUAAUAGAAUGUUACAUGAUAUCUUUUUAUGGAAAGCGGACGUGGAACCUGAUCCAGCAAAUCUGUUCAUAGUAGCCAACGUAGCUGAAGUAGUACAGGACGACGAGUUCUCCUCUAUCAUUGACCUGUUGCAACGGAUGCAUUACAAAGUUUCCGUUGUCCCUGGCUCUUUUUUCGAAUUCUAG